AUGGCGUGCAAAAUGUCAUGGCAUAAAAGGUUAUGCCUAACAACUUACAUCAAGGGUGGCAGCAAAAUUGCAGUAGAUUGGUUUAUGAAGAAAAACAGCGGCAUUCCAAAUAUGUUCAGCUACAAAGAUCUGAAAGCCGCCACAAACAAUUUCUCCACUGAGAUCGGCAGAGGAGGAUUCGGCUGCGUAUACAGAGGAACUCUAAAAGACGGCACAAAAGUGGCCGUAAAACGCCUCCACAGCGCCGCCGGCGGCGCCGUCGACGAAUUUGUUGCAGAAGUGACGGCGCUGGCCUCCCUCAACCAUUCAAAUCUGGUCCGCUUGCAUGGCCUCUGCGCCGACAAUUCUCGUUAUCUGCUGGUCUACGAAUUCAUGCAAAAUGGGUCCCUUCACGACUGGCUCUUCGAUUCGAACAGAGAAUCACUCGACUGGAAGACCCGCCAUUCAAUUGCGCUUCAGACUGCCCGUGGCCUCCAAUAUUUGCACCAGGAUUCGAAUUCUCGAGUACUUCAUUUAGACAUAAAGCCCCAAAACAUCCUGCUUGAUGAGAAUUUCACUGCAAAGGUGGCAGAUUUUGGGUUAGCCAGAGUUCUGAGUAAGGAUCAAAGCCGGAUUGUGACGGUUCAUGUCAGAGGAACGCCUGGGUAUAUUGCCCCUGAAUCUGUUUUGGAUUACAAAAUCACUGCUAAAAGUGACGUUUUUAGCUAUGGAAUGGUGCUUCUUGAGAUUGUGAGCGGGCGAAGAGUUGUGGAUAAGUCUGAGAUCUGUGAGCAGUGGUAUUUGCCUUCGAUUGCGUUGGGAAAGAUGAAAGAGGGGAAAUUGGCAGAUCUGUUUGAUAGUCGAAUUGGGUCGGUUUCUGCAGAGGCAGGGAAGGUUUUGGAGAGAAUGAUUAAGUUGGGUAUCUGGUGUGCUCAGAGUAAUUCGGCCUUAAGGCCGAGUAUGAGUAGUGUGGUGCAGAUUCUUGAGGGAAAUGUUGAGCUUUUGGAUCCGCCUGUUGAUUUUGAGUUUUCGUUUGGUCCGAUUUGUGAAGAGGGGGAGAGUUUCAAGAUAUGGGAGAAAACGUCUUCCAUGGAUCGAACACAGUGCUCCUCUUCUUCUUCUUCUUGCGUUAUGCCUGCUGAGGAUACAAGAACAGUGAAGUUUGAGCAUGGAAGAGAUUAA
This is a messenger RNA of Cryptomeria japonica (Japanese cedar), 1161 nucleotides long. RefSeq names its product G-type lectin S-receptor-like serine/threonine-protein kinase SD2-5. The transcript has a single exon. Gene Ontology annotation, molecular function: protein kinase activity; ATP binding. Bases 1 to 1161 code for a protein of 386 amino acids. The record is from RefSeq and is a predicted model, not a curated record. NCBI's taxonomy places the organism in Eukaryota, Viridiplantae, Streptophyta, Pinopsida, Cupressales, Cupressaceae. Gene Ontology annotation, biological process: protein phosphorylation.